Brassica oleracea var. oleracea is the source of this 699-nucleotide messenger RNA. Its product is annotated as putative F-box protein At1g23770. The transcript has a single exon. The coding region runs from base 42 to 614 and encodes 190 amino acids. Lineage: Eukaryota; Viridiplantae; Streptophyta; Magnoliopsida; Brassicales; Brassicaceae. The record is from RefSeq and is a predicted model, not a curated record.
UCAUCUGUCUCUCUCCGAUCUUAGCUUACCUUAGUUCCAAAAUGAAGCUGCCGUUGAAAAGCCACGAGACCAGAGAAACCCCAAUACGUGAAGUAUACGAUACAACCACUAUCCCUGAACUCCUCCAACUGAUCGAUUCAAUACUUGAGGAACUUCACCGAUCACUCGGCAUAACAUCCGUUGAGGCAAACCAAUCAGAGAAGAACCAGACGAGUACGGAUGGUCCAGACCCGACGGAUACCAAAAGGCUAAGCGAACCAUUCUUCUUGAAAAAGAUUUUACUUGAGAACUCAUCUGGUGAUAGUACCAGUGAGUUAACGACGUUAGCUAUGUCUGUUCACGCCGUAAUGUUAGAAUCUGGAUUCGUUCUGUUCAAUCCUGACUCCUCUGAUGAUAAGUUUAGCUUCUCGAAAGAGUUACUUUCUGUAUCCCUUAGGUAUACUCUGCCUGAGCUUGUCGAGUCUGUUACCGUUACGUUUCAGAGCUUAACCGAUAAAGUUGUAGUCUACGGGUCUUUAAGUGGGAAUGUGCGAAGGGUUUAUCUCGAUAAGAGUUGGUUUACGCCAGUUAUCGAUACUCUGAAGUCUGACGAAGAAGUCUCUCCGAGCUGGUGAAAGAUGGUCUUGUUACACCUUUGUUGAUCGAUCUAUGCGAUAAGUUUGGCUUGGAACCUCCACCGUGCUUUACGCGUCUACCGAC